AUGGACGAUCAUGAGCCUGUAAAAAGUAGUAGUCAUUUAAAACCAAAAGAUUCAAUUCGCUGUUUAGUCGUUGGAGAUGGAGCUGUUGGAAAAACUUGCUUGUUGCAUGUCUAUGUAAAUGGCACAUUUCCGGAAACUUACGAACCAACUGUAUUCGACAAUUAUGCGGUCUCAAUCAAACAUAAUAAAAAACAUUAUAACAUGGAACUCUAUGACUCUGCUGGUCAAGAAGAAUGGGAUCAACUGAGAAUGAUGAUGUAUCCUCAAACAAAUGUAUUUCUUGUUUGUUAUUCAUGUGUUCAACCGUCCAGCUUUGAUAAUGUCGAAAAAAAAUGGAUACCUGAACUUCAACAAUAUGCACCAAAAGCUCUUAUUAUACUUGUUUGUACAAUGAUCGAUCUACGUAGUAAUCGAGAACAUAUUGAACGUUUAAAAACUGUCGAAAAAACUCAUCCAAUUAAUCAACAACAAGGUAUGAAUUUAGCACGAAAAACAAAUUGUGAUGGUUUUAUUGAAUGUUCAUCCAUUAUACAAUUUAAUGUCAAUGAUGUUUUUACUACUGUUGUUAGUUUAUUUCAUAAAAAAGGUUAUCGACGUCUGAAACGAAAAUCUUCAUCAUCGGAACAUCGAAAACUAGGCAAUUCAUGUAGAACUAUUUGUUGUUGUACAAGUAGUAAACAGUCGACUAUGGAUGAUGAAUGA
Molecule: messenger RNA, 702 nt
Organism: Didymodactylos carnosus
Lineage: Eukaryota; Metazoa; Rotifera; Eurotatoria; Philodinida; Philodinidae
Source: the annotation of a GenBank genome assembly